GAAACACCGUUUCAUCGGACCGGAUUCAUAAUUUGGGCCAUAAAAGCCCAUAGGCAAUGCCGAGUUACAACUUACACAAGACACGUAAGCAUUUUCCAAAUACCUGAAUUUCGAUUCGAUCCGAAAACACUCCUGUCAACGAUAUCCACGCGAUCCAUUCAACCCCCUUCGUGUUUACCUUCUCAUCCUUGCUAUUUCCUGAUCUUGUUGAUCUCCAUUGUUAGGGUUUCUCGAAGGGUAGUCUGAUCAUAUCCAAUUCAAUUCGCCAGUAAUUCUCUUUCAAUCAGACAACAUGUACGGAUUCGAAGCUAUGACCUUCAACAUUCACGGAGGUUACCUCGAAGCGAUCGUCAGGGGCCACAGAUCUGGUUUAUUGACCGCGUCUGAUUAUAACAAUCUCUGUCAGUGUGAAACUCUUGAUGACAUCAAGAUGCAUCUCUCUGCUACCGAAUACGGUCCUUAUCUUCAAAACGAGCCAUCACCAUUGCAUACAACCACAAUUGUAGAGAAAUGCACUCUUAAGUUGGUUGAUGAGUAUAAGCACAUGUUAUGCCAAGCAACUGAACCUAUGUCAACCUUCUUAGAGUACAUAACAUAUGGUCACAUGAUUGACAAUGUUGUCUUGAUUGUUACUGGAACCUUGCAUGAGAGAGAUGUUCAGGAACUAUUAGAGAAAUGUCACCCUUUGGGAAUGUUUGACAGUAUUGCCACCCUGGCAGUUGCUCAAAACAUGCGUGAGCUUUACAGAUUGGUGCUUGUUGAUACACCACUUGCUCCAUACUUCUCUGAAUGCAUCACAUCAGAGGAUUUGGAUGAUAUGAACAUUGAGAUUAUGAGAAAUACUCUUUACAAGGCAUACCUUGAGGAUUUCUAUCGAUUUUGCCAAAAAUUAGGUGGAGCCACUUCUGAAAUCAUGUCUGAUCUUCUAGCAUUUGAAGCAGAUAGGAGAGCUGUUAAUAUCACCAUAAACAGCAUUGGAACCGAGCUUACCCGAGAAGAUCGUAGGAAGUUGUAUUCUACUUUCGGUUUACUUUACCCUUAUGGCCAUGAGGAACUUGCUAUUUGUGAGGACAUAGACCAGGUUCGUGGUGUGAUGGAGAAAUACCCUCCUUACCAACCAAUCUUCUCCAAAUUAUCAUAUGGAGAAAGUCAAAUGCUUGAUAAAGCUUUCUAUGAAGAAGAGGUCAAGCGACUCUGCCUCUCUUUUGAACAACAGUUUCACUACGGUGUGUUCUUUGCGUACAUGCGGUUGAGGGAACAGGAGAUCAGAAACUUAAUGUGGAUAUCGGAAUGUGUGGCUCAGAAUCAGAAAUCCAGGGUUCAUGACAGUGUUGUCUUUAUAUUUUAAGCUGGGAACAGCAGGGGCAUUUAUGUAAAUUCAACCACUUCAUCAUGCUGCAAGUGAGUGCAGAGGGUUGCAAAAUAAGUCUCUUGUGUAUGUUAAUUUUUGUUGUUCGGGAGAGUUGGUUAUGUAUUGAAAGAUAUGAUAAAAUCGCUUUCAAAAUUCAAUUAUUUGUUAUGUAAUAUGUAAUCUGAAGUCCUUUAUUUGAACCUGGUUUUGAUAACCAACUUUUUAUACGCACAAUAAGGGUUUAUUUUUAUAGAAUCUAAUUUAAACCUAUGAGGAGUUGUCACUUAGUUGUAAAUUAAGCACACAAAAUGAUUUUGCAAAAAAA
Molecule: messenger RNA, 1676 nt
Organism: Lactuca saligna
Lineage: Eukaryota; Viridiplantae; Streptophyta; Magnoliopsida; Asterales; Asteraceae
Source: the annotation of a GenBank genome assembly